AUGAGUGUACAUACUCUCCCCGUCUCUUUCUUGACUCCUUGCUCUCCCCAUCUCUUUCUUGACUCCUUGCUCUCCCCGUCUCUUUCUUCACACCUUGCUCUCCCCGUCUCUUUCUUGACUCCUUGCUCUUCUCGUCUCUUUCUUGACUUCUUCCUCUCCUCAUCUAUUUCUUCGCAUCUUGCUCUCCACAUCUCCUUCUUCGCAUCUUGCUCUCCCCGUCUCUUUCUUCACUCCUUGCUCUCCCCGUCUCUUUCUUCACUCCUUGCUCUUCCCGUCUCUUUCUUCACUCCUUGCUCUUCCCGUCUCUUUCUUCACUCCUUGCUCUCCCCGUCUCUUUCUUCACAUCUUGCUCUCCUCGUCUCUUUCUUCUUUUGUUGUUUCAUCUUUUUUGUUCCCCCCCCAACCAGUUUUCUUCUUCUCAUCUAUUUUGCUACCCGACAUAAUCUUCCACUUUUGUCUCUUUUGUUCUCCUGUUUUUCUUUCCUCGUUUCUUUCUUUCCCCUCUCCUCAUCUGUUUUGUGGGCGUCCUCUACUUGUGUCUUUCCUCCUGUCCUUGGCUCCUCAUUUUCUAAUCACUUAGUGACCCAAAUGAAGUGGCGUCUGCAAGAAGGAGAAGGAGAAGCAAUCUAUGAGAUUGGAGUUGAGGACAAUGGAGUUCUUGCAGGCUUGCCAAAACCGGAGCUUGAUAGCUCAGUCAAUACGUUAAAAAAAAUGGCCAAAAAACUUGGUGCUACAAUUACGAUACUAAGGGAGAGAACUGUGGAAACUGACACACGGAAAGCUCUGCAAGUUCUUGUUCGAAAAGUUCCUGAUGAUCAACAAUUCAUUGACUUACGACUUGCAGUAUUAGGAAAUGUUGAUGCUGGAAAGAGUACGUUACUUGGAGUUCUCACACAAGGGGAAUUGGACAAUGGCCAGGGGAGAGCACGUCUCAAUUUGUUCCGUCAUUUACAUGAAAUUCAGUCUGGGCGGACAUCAAGUAUAAGUCAUGAUAUCUUAGGGUUUAACAGCAUGGGACAGAUUGUCAAUUACAAAGAAGCACGGACAGUUGAAGAAAUCUGUGAGAAUUCCAUGAAAUUGAUCACUCUCAUAGACUUGGCAGGGCACCAGAAAUACCUGAAAACCACUAUCUUUGGUCUGACCGGUUAUUGUCCUGAUUGUGCUAUGCUUGUAGUCAGUGCAAACACUGGAAUGGCUGGUACAACUAAAGAACAUUUGGGUUUUGCCCGAGCACUUGACGUCCCUGUGUUUGUUGUGGUCAGUAAAAUUGACAUGUGCCCAGAAUCUCUUAUGGAAAAGACCAUCAAGCAAUUGGAAAAGAUUCUCAAGUCUCCAGGUUGCAACAAAGUACCGUUCCGUGUGAUGAAUGAGGAUGAUGCUAUAACUGCUGCAACCAAUUUUGAUUCGCAAAGCAUCACACCUAUCUUCUCAAUAUCCAAUGUCACUGGAAAGAAUUUAGAUUUGCUGAAGAAGUUUCUGAAUGUAGUUCCUCCAUUAAGGAACUUGAAGGACAGAGAGAAAUACAUUCAGGAUUUGACAGAAUUUCAGGUGGAUGAACUUUUUACUGUUCCUGGAGUUGGAACUGUGGUUGGAGGAAAUCUGAAACGGGGCUCAAUUCGCGAGGGUGAUGACCUGAUGUUGGGGCCAAUGUUAGAUGGAGACUUUCACAAAGCAACUGUUAAAACCGUGCACCGAAACCGUCUUCCCUGUCGGUUAAUACAGGCAGGACAGUCUGCUACAGUGGCAUUGCUUAAUGUUGAGAGGGAAUCUUUACGAAAGGGUAUGGUGUUGGUCAGUCCACAGCCUUUGUUAUUUGCAUGUAUAGAAUUUGAAGCAGAUAUCUAUGUCCUGUUCCAUGCUAAACAAAUCACAACUGGAUUCCAGACAACAAUACAUGUUGGGAAUGUUCGGCAGACUGUGAAAAUUAUUAAAAUGGACAAAGAAGCCAUAAAGACCAAUGAAAAAGCUCUGGUGACAUUCCACCUGAUCAAACAACCUGAGUACAUUCGUGUUGGAGCUCGACUGCUUUUCCGUGAGGGCCGAACCAAGGGAAUGGGGGAAGUGGUUCAUGUCUAUCCCUACUUGGAUAAACCCCCUCAUAGAUAA
This is a messenger RNA of Acanthosepion pharaonis, 2106 nucleotides long. The record is from the annotation of a GenBank genome assembly. NCBI's taxonomy places the organism in Eukaryota, Metazoa, Mollusca, Cephalopoda, Sepiida, Sepiidae.